Acaulospora colombiana is the source of this 425-nucleotide messenger RNA. NCBI's taxonomy places the organism in Eukaryota, Fungi, Glomeromycota, Glomeromycetes, Diversisporales, Acaulosporaceae. The record is from the annotation of a GenBank genome assembly.
UUUUUUGGACCAGCGUGUAGAAUUAAGUCCUGGUCAAGUUCAGCAUUUUGAGGCUGCAAAAUUAAACGGUGUAAUUGAACGUCUUGAGAAGAAUAGAAUGUCGAAUCAGGAUUGGCAUCCGCCCGAACAACUCCUUGUCCAAGAUUUAACGAGAUUAACCAACGAGUUAACCAAGACAUAUACUCAUCCCGCCUAUGCAUCUCAAAGAUAUCAGCUCACACCUGCCAAAGAAAAAGAUAUGUUUAUGAAUACUGUUAUCAAAAGAGUUGAAAAAUUACAAUCAUAUCGUAUGAAUGACCAAGACGCGGACUCACCGAAAGAACGACGAGAAAAGGCAUGGAAAGAGAUCGAAGUCAUAGUGAACAAACAACAAAACAGUUCCUACAUGAACAAUCAACGCGCUACGCGAUCCCCUAAAAAAUUUA